ACAACGGAGUGUAUCUUGAAAAAAAAAAAAGAAAGAAAAGAAAAAAAAAGUAAGAACACAAGUUGUACAAAUGUUCUGCUGAGGUUAAAGUUCGGCGGUAAAGUGUCGGAACCAGAGGCAGAAACGUAGCGGGACUUGUGUGGUCAGAUCAGGUUUCACGGUUCGCCUCUCCGCCCCUGGACUUGUCCGGACUGAGCUGACCAGACCGCAGUCUGCUCAGACAGAGCAACGAUGAGGAGUCCAGAGAAACGUGAGUGCUGUGUGGGCCGAAGAGCUGGCGAUGCGCGGCGCGGGAGAGCAGACGUCCAGCUGUGCUGACAGCUGGAGAGGGGCGGGGUUCACUCCGGUCCUGUGCGGGGAUUGUUUCAGAUGUUUCUGCAGCGCCCUUUGCCACGUUACGACUGCAAGACAUCUGAUCUGCAGAGAGAGCAUAAUGGUGCUUCUCUUGUGGCUCGGCCUGCAGCUGCUGGUGACCGUCCGGUCCAGCUCCGUCAAGAACUGCCACCCCAGCUGCCACUGUGACGUGGAAAGCUUCGGGCUGUUCGACAGCUUCAGUCUGACCAGGGUGGAAUGCCGAGGUCUGGGUCCCAGCGCCUCCAUGCCCAUUCCCAUCCCACUGGACACCUCCCAUCUGGACCUGUCUUCCAAUGAAAUGGGCCCGCUGAGCGACGCCAUGUUAACUGGUCCAGGCUACACCACGCUAGUUAGCUUGGACCUCAGCAGCAACCGCAUUACAAAGGUAAGUCCCAAUGCAUUAUCCAAGCUGCGUUACCUGGAGAGUCUGGAUCUGAGCCACAACAGCCUGGAGAGCCUGUCGCCCAGCUGCUUCUCAGGGCUCCCUCUGGCRGAGGUUGACCUCAGUCACAACAGCUUCCGGGAGUUUGACAUGGAAGUGUUUGCUUCCAAAGUGAACGGUGAGCCUCUCACUGUGGAUCUGUCCCACAACAAGCUGGUGUCGGUCUCCACCAACUUGCACAGCAGAGUUUUACGCAUUCAGAGUGUAAAUCUGUCAGCCAAUCAUCUGGUGAACGUACCGAAUAUAGCAGGACUUCCGCUGAGGUACCUCAAUCUGGACGCCAACCCCAUCGCCAAGAUCACGGAGGGAGCCUUCUCUCACCUGAAAGAUCUGGCUUAUUUAUCUCUUAGUGGCCUUGGCGAGCUGCAGGUUGUUGKGCCGAACAGCUUUAAAGGUCUCCAGAACCUGCAAGUUCUGGAUCUCUCCAACAACCCUGAGCUCAAGAGUCUAAGUCCUGCAGUUUUCACUGGACUAAACUCCCUGCAGGAGCUGAACCUAUCCGGCUCCGGUAUGACGUCUCUGCCGACGAACAUGCUGACCCACCUUCCCAGCAUUAAGAGUAUCAAACUUGGACAAGGCAUCCACUGCUGGAAGACCCAGAAACAGGGCCAGUUCCAUCGGCAGACGGGUCAGGCCCAACAUAACGAGGUGCUGCACUGUAACGUGGAGGGCGUCGUGUUGUGAGACUGUGCCUGAUCCUGAUUGCAGGGCUGUGGCUCUUCUGCUUUGAUAUGCAAAACAGUUAGUUUUUUUACUUGCUCUCACUCAGUUAAAUCUUCUCCAGGGUGAUACUGUGCAUUAUCUUCUAAGGUAUUAAUGUAGCAAUCAAAAACUCCUGACAAAUCAUCCUACAUUAUCCUUUUUUUUUAUAAUAUACAGGACAACUUCCCUAAUGUCAUAUUGAACCGGUCUUGUUACAACAUUUCUUGAAAUGUUGGCUCUAUGUUUUCCAACCCAUAGAAACACUUUAGGAUCUACUUGCACUUUUCACAUAUACUUUAUUUUCUUCAUUGUUGCACUUCAUCUGGUCAAAGAAAACGUUAAAGGAAGUAUUCAGAACCCACCACGCCAUAUCCGCACUGAUGGAUAGUAUCACUGCUUGACCACUAAGUUUGCAUUUGACUUUGAAUGUGAUCCCGGAUGGAAAAGGAAAAUUCUGAGAAGCAUUUUAAAUAAGAUUUAUACCACUGUUUGAAGCUACAGUCACAAGCUGUUUAGCUUAGCAUGAAGACUAGAAAAAUGUGGGAACCAUUAGUCUGGCUUUUAAUGUUAACUGUUGGUUCAAACACCGUCUAUACUACUUUGAGUAUUAAAUAAAAGGGUGGGGGUGUUGCUGCGUUUGUUUCUUCUGUGUUUACAUUUGAAUAUAUCUUCUAAAGUGGAGAUAUUUAAAAAGUAUAUUUUUAGUAAAUCUGUGAGGAACAGAGAAAUGUAAAUUGAGAGAUAUCAGUGGCAGACGGGGCGGUAGCAAAUUAUUUCCUUACAACCUGCUGGCUGUGAGACUUAAAUAAAUUUGAAGCAGAAAGAUUUGAAAGAAUCCAUAAGUUUUUCUCCUUAUGUCUAUAUACAUGCAAAAUGUGUUAACCUGUGUAAUUUACAUAGAAUCCAUACAACUUGACGUGCAUGGAUUCAGUCUAUUUGAGUACACGUUUCCAAUGAAGAAAGACAGAAUUGGAGCAGUUUUUGAAUAARUAUUGUGCUUUUUAGACCUGCACAUUCAGAACUGCAAGCCUCUGCACUACAAGUGAUCUGUGAGAGACGUCCGUCAAGCUAAAACUGUCUCUGUGUUUUGGUUUGUUGUUAACGUGGACGUUCUCUUUCACUGGCACACCACAUGGUUGUGUCAGCCACUUACGGAGAAAUGUGUGGAUGGAGAUUUGUUUUUAGAAUUGGAGAAAAAUACCUUUUUUUAAGAAAACAUCCAGUGUAGUGUAWAUGGGUCCAAAUCCAUGUUAAAAAAGUUUUCACCAGUUAUUGAGGUCAACAUUUUUAACCAAUUUAGAGACGAUAAGGCUACAUGAUUAUAGUCUUAAAUCAACAGUAUGCAGUAUUUUAGGACAUGUUAUCAGAUAUGCAUUAGAUCAGUAUAAUUUAAGUAUAACUAACUAAAGAUGGCCGCAUCUUUGUAUCUAAACAAACACAGCUAGUCUCCUUAGUCUGCCCAUGUGCUGCUACAGUAUAUUCUAAAUAACUAACAGAGGAGGGUUAACCAGUUCUUUAAGGCAGGUGAAGAUUGAAAGGUUGAGUUUUCAUCUACCAGUUUGGUCUUUAGCUUUUGUUGGAGCAAACACCCCCCACCCCACCUCCACCCCCAACAUGUUCGCCCCGUGUUUCUAAAUGAAUGUAAAGUKCUGAAUGUAAUAAAGGCUGCAGUUUGCAGCUUCACCACUAAGUUUAUUGAAAUCCUGCACARGGCUCCUUUAACGAUGAACGAAACUGAACGGCUGCUCGCUAACAACUAUUUCUCAAGGAUCUUAACCCCAAAAUUCCAAAGAUGAGAUUUCUUUUUGUUUUCGUUUUUGUUACGACCAYGUAAAGUGUUACGACUCUGGCAGAAUGACCAUUUCAUCCCUUUUACACCAGACUCAUACUUUAACGAGCAAACUGUGACCAAGCUGACCAAAAGUCUUCUUUAAUUUUCUCUCUUCUUUGUUUAUAACAUUUGGACCAAAAAAAAAGGAAAGAAUGUACCACACAUUUAGUGAAACGGAUACUGGUAUGUCUCAAAGCACAUGUGUAAACAUACAUGGCAUUAUUUUUGGUAUUUAGAGGACAAUCAGUUGUAUUCACCAGGUUUGUGACUGUAAUCUGCUUUGAGAUUUGUUGGAAAUCUAUCUUUGAGUUCAGAGGUCUAUAUUUGUAUGAAUGUAACUAACUAUACUGUAAACAACUUUAUAUAUGUGUGUGUGUGUGUGUGUGAAUCCUGUGUGUAAUAAAUGGACCUUUCUCACAUUUUUUGAGCGUUCUUCAUCGUUUCUGUGACGUUAAAACAGCAACAUGCAAAGAUAGAAAGGAGCCCGCAUGCAGGGAAACAUUGUGUGUCUGCACUUGUCUUUUUUUUCUUACUGUGGGAGUUUUGUGUCUGCGCAGGACUGAAUCAUACCAGGGUGUGGUUCUUCUCCAGAACACGAGGAAAGGCUUAGAUGUGAGCAGUUUAUCUAUUUUCUUUUCUUCUCUUUUUAAUGCAGAUCAGGAACAGAUGGUGUAUAGAACACUUUUAUGAUUUUUUUUUUGAAUAGAACUCAAGCUCAAAAACUUUUGCGGGGUGUAUUAAAAAACAAACAAAACAAAAAUAAAGGCUGUGAAGUGGGAAGAAACAUAAGGGUUUGGCUGGUUUCUGCGCUACACUGGGCUGGUAACCUGCCAAUGAGCUGGGAGGGAAGAAGAACCAGCUGAGAAAGGAGGGGGAGAAAAAAAAAAGAAGUGGAUAUCAGACACAACAGCCAAAAGACAUCUUGUGCACGCCUGGCACGGAGUACAAUUUUGGCUUUGUGGAAUAAAUAAAACCGUCUCAUUGGGCCCUGUUUUCUCUGACACAUCUGAUUUUCAGAAACACUCAACCACAGGAACUGUUGCAUCAGAGGUGUGUGUGUGUGUGUUACAGKCUGACUUACUGCAGCUCGAGAAUAAAUGAAAGUUCUUAGGUAAAUCAUUAACCAAAUUGAAAUCUUCACAGUUUUCAGGAGUAACUAAGUGUGAGUCAAACGGCUUUUCCCACUCAAUGUCUAAAGGCUGAUAAUGAAAGACUGGUAAACGAACCUCAUUGCAGAAAACACUGUGGUUUUAUGUUUUCUCCUUUUUUUUCUGUCUCUCUUGUAAAACAAUGGUGUGUUUAGACCCCAAAAUGCAUCCAUCAUAAACUCCUCCAUUGCAGUCACCAGAGUAGACUCUUCAUGUUAUGGUUGAGAAAAAUGAAACGCUACAAGGAAAACUAUUUGGAGAAUCGUGAGUUUUUGGUGCUCAUGUUGGGCCUUUUYUUCCAAAUUUGUCCCUGACCUAAGCAGACCUCUAAACUCUGAAGAAAAUAAAAGCAUUUGUCGCAUCAGCUGUUCUUUAGCGUUGGAAAAAACAUCAAAAUUUCUAUAUUAUGAAAAAUAUAUGUACAUGCAUAAGCCUUUGAUCAAAUGAGAAUUCCAUAAAGGGAACUUGUGCAAAAUCUUUUAUGUCUGUUAAAUAAAUGCUGUACCAAAAUCACUUGAUCUUCUCAAAAAUAGGUGAAAUUUUAUUGGAAACAUAAAAGGAGCUCCAUCUGACUCAGCAUUUUUUAUGCUCCUAUUUUCAUCUUAAAUGUUUUGUUAGCUUUGUUUUUAAAGACACAUGAUUAUUUGUACUUUUAGUAUGACAGAAUUCAUGAUUGCUGAUUUUGUGAUGUGAUGUGUUCCCACACAACGAAACUUAAAACCCAUUUUAUCCACCACUGUUAAAAAGGUGAAAGGGAACAUUUAUAUUUUUGUCUUGGUGUGUGUGUUUGUGUAUCUGUUACCAAAAAUAUCUUGUCAUGAACUACGGGACAGUUUUUACUUUUAAGGUUUGAUCCGAUUGGUUAGAUCAUUUCUCYUUAAAAUAUUUGUCUAAAAUGUUGCAAUAAAGGCAAAGGGAUUCUUUGA
Molecule: messenger RNA, 5403 nt
Organism: Austrofundulus limnaeus
Lineage: Eukaryota; Metazoa; Chordata; Actinopteri; Cyprinodontiformes; Rivulidae
Gene: tsku
Product: tsukushi small leucine rich proteoglycan homolog (Xenopus laevis)
Exons: 3
Coding region: 281-1480 (399 amino acids)
Cellular component (GO): extracellular matrix
Molecular function (GO): protein binding
Source: RefSeq, a predicted model, not a curated record